Molecule: messenger RNA, 338 nt
Organism: Dentiscutata heterogama
Lineage: Eukaryota; Fungi; Glomeromycota; Glomeromycetes; Diversisporales; Gigasporaceae
Source: the annotation of a GenBank genome assembly
AUGUCACCUAAUGAAACUCGAUCUUUGAUUUCUCUUUCCCUAACGAAUGUAGAGUUUGAUUCAUCCGAUCCUAUUGCUUAUGCUUUUGCAUAUAUAACCUUAUCUCCUUUGGCUAUUUUGGUUGCAUAUACUACUACCAUUAUCGUUCGAAGAGAGGUGGUUUCAAUCAAUAUGUUUAUUGGUCAACUCGCUUGCGAAAUUUUGAACGCUGUGUUGAAGAAAUGGUUAAAGGAGAAAAGGCCUAUUGAUAAACUUGGGGAUGGAUACGGAAUGCCCUCUUCACAUGCCCAAUUCAUUGCUUAUUUCACAACUUUUUCGAUUUUGUACUUGUAUACUAG